This is a messenger RNA of Cyphellophora attinorum, 1878 nucleotides long. Its product is annotated as putative FCP1 homology domain-containing protein. The transcript is spliced from 3 exons. The coding region runs from base 1 to 1878 and encodes 625 amino acids. The record is from RefSeq and is a predicted model, not a curated record. Gene Ontology annotation, molecular function: phosphoprotein phosphatase activity. Lineage: Eukaryota; Fungi; Ascomycota; Eurotiomycetes; Chaetothyriales; Cyphellophoraceae.
AUGUCUCUGCAGAGCAUUACUAACGCACCUCAUCAGUGGACGAACGCAGGAUAUUCCGCUCUGUCUGUGCCUCCACCAUACAUUUCGCCAUACCCUUACAACCCUAGUCUCGACGCCAUGGGCCGCAAGAAAGGCGGCGCAUUCUACACGCCCGUAUACCCUGCGGAAUGGACGCCAGACACUCGACAUACGCAGGCGCAAUCGCUCCAUGUCCCGCAGCAGCCACGCUCUGCUCAAUCCAUUGUUCAAUCACUUGCCCAGUCUCGGCGCAGUGCUCAGAAUCAAGCUAGUGUGAGUAAGCGCGCGAUAUAUAAUAUUGUCGAUGCUUGGAGAGCAUACAAGUCUGACACUACCAAUCAGUACAAUGGCGACAAUCAAUACCAGUCAAACUACCAGCAGUUGCCGCACUACCAGCAGCAGGUCCCCGAAUUUGAUGCAAACUUCCAACCGCUUCCACCAUAUCAGCAGCAGUUGUUUCUGCCAUCCUUCAACCCACAAUGGUCUCAGCAAAGUCUCUGGACAGCUGCCCAAACGCUGCCGCAACCACCCCAGUUGGCUCCGCAAGCCACGGCAUUUCGACCUGUACAGAGGUUACCGCUACAACCUCAGAGCUCGACCCAUGAGCACCAUGCACAAGACCAAAUCAUCCAGUCCAUCGAAACCGACGAUGUCCCUCGACAACUCCCUAUCCGACCAGUCAAACAACGAUCUGCGCGUCAACCAACGCCUCGUCGCGGUCCGACCCCCAUCAACGAAGCCAUCGCCCCUGUUAAGAUCCCAGAGCCCUCCCAAACUUACCUCCACACCGCCGCCCUUCCGUCCCAACAACUCCUCCAACCCCAAAAGCUCCUAGUCCUCCUCGACCUCAACGGCACCCUCGUCUACCGGACCGGCUACAUGCGCCGCGAAGUCGUCAAACGCCCCGGCGUCGACCGUCUCGUGCAGUACCUCUUCGCCAACCACCACGUCAUGCUCUUCACCUCCGCCACCCUCAAGUCUGCCGAGCGCAUGGCUAAGACACUCCUCACGCCAGAGCAGUACAGCCAACUGAUUACGAUCCGCUCUCGAGAGGACCUCGACCUAACGCACGAGCAGUUCAUCAACAAAGUCCAGGUCUACAAGGAUCUGAACGUGAUCUGGAAGGACAAAGCCAUUGUGCAAGCCGCGCCGAUCUGGGUCGUGAUCAAAGCCAAGUCCCAUCCGCAUAAUCUGCUUCAGGUGACGGAGUUUCUGGAGCCAGAGCCGAAUGCGAGCAAGAAGGAGAAAGCGGCAUUCAAGCUGCGGGAGACAGUCGCGAUGAGAAGUGUGGAGGAGAAGUUGGAGAGCUUGAAGUGGCAGGUUAAUGUGGCUUGUUGUAUUAGGGAGUGGCAAGAGGCAGCGAACAAGAAGAAGAAGAAGGGUCUCGGACUCGAUGCUGAGGAGGCCUCUGCUCGGGAGUCCUUGGACGAAGCGGAGAAGGCUAUCUGGAGUCGUGCUGCGGAUGAGGAGUACGCCACGCCUGUCAGCAUGGACGGUAACAGCAGUGGUAUUGUCGCCAAGCCCGAGGCUGACGACGGCGCCACUGAGCCAACAACGAAAACCCACGAGGAAGAAGAGGAAGAGUACGAGCCCGACGAAUGGCAAGGCGUCAAGCUCCCAACUCCAUCGCCCGAAGUCGAGCUCGGUGCCGUGGAGAAGCUCAAGGCACUGGCCGGCAGUGUCAGCAAGCCUGCGACGGCGCCGCCAGGGAAGCGCUACAGUUUCAUGGACGCCCGCGACAGUGGCAAUCGCAACAUGUCGACAGCACGAGAGGUCAGUCCGGUCACAGAGGAGGAUUUCAAGUGGUUGAGUCUAGACGAGAAGACAUCAGCGGAUGUGACCAAGGCUAAACAGACAUAG